GGACGCUGCGUUCUGAUCGAUCACCGAGUUCAAGGCAAAGGUUUAACAAAAAAUGGUUCGAGAUGCGGAUCGUACAAAUUUCUCUCGCACUUUCAAGUACUUAAUGGCGAUGCAGUUCUCAGCUAGGGGAAUCCCAUUUGUAGUCAAUACAUGGAUGGUGAGGCACAUUACUGUAGAGGACUAUGCGCUUUAUGCAAUCAGAUUUCAUCUUUUCAUCACUGUAAUCUUGUUUCUUAGUCGCGAAGGAUAUCGACAAGCAUGCAUGCGGGUGGACAUUCGUCGUUAUGAUGCUUUGAAUGGAGACGAUGUAGCAAAGCUAAUGAAGAUAACUUGGUGGAUUCUCCCACGUGGAAUAACUUUUACACUCUUUGCAUGCAUGUAUAUCUUCUGGUCAGAAGGACUAAGUUUUUCUCAUCCAAAUGCAAAAGCUUAUUUGAUUAUUGGUUUUUCUUGUAUAUUGGAGUUAUUGGCUGAACCCUUGUAUAUACUUUCUCAGAACUUGCAUCUCCUAGAACUGCGGUUAAUUGUUGAAACGGCAGCUACAAUUUUGCGUUGCCUAACAACCUACAUCCUCAUUGUCAAGGAAACUGGAAUGGAGAAAGGGCUUGUAUUUGCAUUUUCGCAAGUUGCAUAUGGGGUUUGCUUGUUUUUUGGUUAUUGGAGCUAUUUUCUUCUUUUUCGUGUAUUUAAGAUCUCUACACUUUUCCCUUUCAGAGUAGGAAAUCAGAUGGAUGAUGAUGGGCAGCUUUCUAGCAUGUGUGACUUGUUCAACUAUCAAUCUAUUUGGAAGUUUUUCCUUCAAGAAGGAGAAAAAAUCAUCCUUAUGUUCUUUGAUACACCAUAUAAUCAAGCUGUGUAUGGACUAAUAGACAAAUUUGGGAGCUUGGUGGUGAGGUUGGUGUUUCUUCCCUUUGAAGAAAGUUCAUAUACUACAUUUGCAAGGUGUGCAUCAGCAGGACAGGACCCAGAGGGAAUCAGAAUCAGGAAGUUAGGAAGUUGCCUCACAGAAGCGCUGAAGCUUAUUUUGUUAAUUGGUCUUGUGGUUGUGGCAUUUGGGCCAAAUUACUCUUACUCUCUCUUCAGACUGUUAUAUAACCGUGAAUGGAGCGAUGGAGAAGCACCUGCAGCUCUUCGAUGCUAUUGCCUUUAUGUUGUUGCUUUGGCUAUGAAUGGUACAUCUGAAGCAUUUCUACGCUCAGUGGCAACAAAAGAACAACUUGAGCAGUCAAAUAAGUCAUUGGUUGUGUUCUCAUGUAUUCACUUAGUCCUGAAUGUUUUCCUAGUGCAAUCUGCUGGUGCAGUCGGCUUAAUUGUUGCAAAUUCUCUAAAUAUGAUUUUGAGGAUUGGCUACUCUGUGAUAUUCAUCAAGAAUUACUUCCAGGGUUCUGCCUCAUUUUCUUUAUGCAGCUGCUUGCCUUCAGGUUGGAGAGCUCUGUUAUUUUCAUUCGUAACUACACUUAUUUCUGAGAGAAUAUUUCUGGACAGAGAGAACUUCUUGCCGACAUUUUUAAUUCAUUUUUCUAUUGGAUUGACUUGCUUCUGCAUCUCUUCCUUUGUCAUCUAUCGUAAUGAGAGGGCUCUUAUCAACAAAAUUAUCCGUUUACGGGAUCACUCGGACUAAGGAGCGGACACUUUCCUGACUGCCCUUAAAGGUUCCCCUGUUGGUAUGGAGGUAGAAUCAGUCUUACGCAGCUGAAACAAGAAGACUGGGGGAUUACAGCCAUGGAAUCCAUUGCAUAAUCUCAGUGAUGUUUCUGAUUGUACUAAUCUUGAAAAUAGUUUUACUUGUUUUAGAUUGGGUUUGUCCAUUUCAUAUAUAUAUAUAUAUACUCCAAUAUAAUCCUAGAGUCUUGCUAUUAUUCUUGUGGAGAAUUGGGUCGCCUUGGUUGUGAAUGGCAUGUAGUUGCAUUCAAUACCAUUAAAAUUUUGGUGACUCAAUGAGCUUAAAUGUUCUCUCUUUCAU
This is a messenger RNA of Vitis riparia (riverbank grape), 1963 nucleotides long. Its product is annotated as protein RFT1 homolog. Gene Ontology annotation, cellular component: endoplasmic reticulum membrane. Lineage: Eukaryota; Viridiplantae; Streptophyta; Magnoliopsida; Vitales; Vitaceae. The coding region runs from base 53 to 1621 and encodes 522 amino acids. The record is from RefSeq and is a predicted model, not a curated record. The transcript has 16 exons. Gene Ontology annotation, biological process: dolichol-linked oligosaccharide biosynthetic process; glycolipid translocation.